AUGGUAGGAAUGUACAAUAAAAUCAUGAACAGUACAGCUAACGCAGUUGUCUUCUGUGGAGAAGCUGAUUCCAUGAUGAAAUUAAGAUGGUUGCUGCAUAUGCCAAACAUCGACAAUAAAAUAGCAAAGCCUAAAGGUAAAGUGUGGAUUCUGACAGCCCAGAUGGACUUUAUGUCACUUUACUAUCAAAAUACUUGGGAUGUUCAAGACAUCCAUGGUGCUAUAUCUCUUGCAAUUCACUCCAAUGAAAUCCCUGGAUUCCAACAGUUCCUUUAUGGUAGAAAUCCUACUAGCAUAAAAGAAGAUGGAUUUAUCAGGCAUUUCUGGGUACAAGCAUUUGGCUGUGCAUUCUCAGAUGAGGCUGAAGAGGAGAUCUGCACUGGAGAAGAGAGAUUGGAGCACCUUCCCGGGGUUGUUUUUGAAACAAGCAUGACUGGCUACAGCUACAAUAUCUACAAUGCUGUCCAUGCUGUGGCCCAUGCAUUACAUGCUAUGUAUUCAUCUAGACUGAAGAAUACAGCAAAGAUGGCAGAAAAAAAGGAGUUUCAGAAUGUGCAGCCAUGGCAGCUCCAUCGCUUUCUGAGAGGUGUCUCGUUUAACAACAGUGCUGGGGAACAGGUUUCCUUUGACCACAAUGGGAAUUUAGAAGCAGGAUUUGAUGUUGUCAACUGGGUCACCUUCCCAAAUCAAUCUUUCGUGAGAGCGAAGGUUGGGCAGAUGGAUCCCCGGGCUCCUCUGGAUCAUGCACUUACUGUUAACGGGGAUUCUUUUGAAUGGCACAGCCGGUUUAACCAGGCACAGCCCCUUUCUCUAUGUAAUGCCAAGUGCCAUGCUGGUUACAGCAAGAAACUGAAAGAGGGGGAGCCAUUUUGCUGCUAUGAUUGCAUCCCGUGCCCAGAAGGGAAGAUAUCAGAGCAGGAAGAUAUGGCUGAUUGCUACAAAUGCUCAGAUGACCGAUAUCCAAACAAGGACCACGAUGUAUGCAUCCCCAAAUCUGUGACCUUUUUGUCCUAUGAAGAACCUUUGGGGAUGAGUUCAGCUGUUGUUGCUCUUUCCUUUGGUUUCAUCACAUCCCUGGUGUUGGGAACAUUUGUGAGGCAUCACAACAGUCCCAUAGUCCAAGCCAACAAUAGAAGUCUCACCUAUAGUCUUCUCAUCUCCCUCCUGCUCUGCUUCCUUUCUGCUUUACUAUUCAUUGGCCAACCUGAUAAGGCAACUUGUCUCCUCCGUCAAACUGCUUUUGGUAUUAUCUUUUCAACGGCUGUUUCUUCUGUGUUAGCAAAAACUAUAACUGUGGUUCUGGCUUUCAUGGCCACCAAACCUGGAAGCAGGAUGAGGAAAUGGGUGGGGAAAAGACUGUCAAUUCCCAUUGUUCUUUCCUGCUCCUUUAUUCAAGCAGGUAUUUGUGUUAUUUGGCUAAUAAACUCCCCACCAUUCCCCGAUAUCGACAUGCAUUCAGUGACUGAAGAAGUUGUGUUAGAAUGUAAUGAAGCAUCUCCUAUCAUGUUUUACUGUGUCUUGGGCUACCUUGGCUUCCUGGCCAUUGCCAGCUUCACUGUGGCUUUCUUUGCGAGGAAGUUACCGGACAGUUUUAAUGAAGCCAAGUUCAUCACAUUCAGCAUGUUGGUCUUUUGCAGUGUUUGGUUAUCCUUUGUUCCAAGUUACUUGAGCACUAAAGGGAAAUACAUGGUGGCUGUGGAGAUCUUCUCCAUUAUAACCUCCAGCGCUGGGCUGCUAGUUUGUAUUUUUUCCCCAAAAUGUUACAUUAUUAUUUUUCGGCCUAAGAUGAACAACAAAAAAAUGCUGAAAUGGAGAAAUUGUUGA
Molecule: messenger RNA, 1824 nt
Organism: Eublepharis macularius
Lineage: Eukaryota; Metazoa; Chordata; Lepidosauria; Squamata; Eublepharidae
Product: vomeronasal type-2 receptor 26-like
Exons: 4
Coding region: 1-1824 (607 amino acids)
Biological process (GO): G protein-coupled receptor signaling pathway
Cellular component (GO): membrane
Molecular function (GO): G protein-coupled receptor activity
Source: RefSeq, a predicted model, not a curated record